CAUAGAAGCCCCUCAGUGUGAGUGUAUGGGGUCAUAAAUCGUUGAUUUCUCAAAACAGAUAAGCCAAGCUUCGCAUAUAGAUUUCUUGAAAUCAAAACCAAUUACAGAGAAGACACUGAUUAGUAUAAAAGCGACUUCCAAUGAAGCUCAUAACAGCUUGGAUUGCCCUUCUCACUUGGCUAACAUGGUCCGAGGUCUCCCUGGGCCAGUUUCUGGAAAACAAUUGUGGCUACGCAGUUCCACUCUCACCAAAGUCAAGGGUUUAUGGAGGACGCAAUGCAAUUAUUGGUUCCAGUCCAUGGAUGGCAUAUUUGAUAUAUAACUCGGCUUUUCAUUGCGGAGGCACGCUCAUCACCAAAAGAUAUAUCCUGACCGCAGCUCACUGCGUUGAAGAUAAUCUAAAGGUUCGCCUGGGCGAGUACAAUACCAGAACUCUGAUUGAUUGCACAAAAGAUGGUUGUAUUCCCCAGUACGAGGAGUACGAUGUAUCAAGGGCCAUGGUACACGCCAACUACAACUUUCAACUGGGUAGCAGCGACGACAUUGCAUUGCUCAAACUGGUCAGAGCUGUACGUUAUGACGGUGAGCAUAGCACAUUGAAAUGUUCUUCCUUUAAUAAGUAUCCUAUAUAAUCCCUCUCUCACAGUACACAUUCGGCCAGUCUGCAUCCUGCUGAAUCCUUCGAGAGCCGCUCACAAUCCCACCUUUGUGGCC
Drosophila serrata is the source of this 714-nucleotide messenger RNA. RefSeq names its product serine protease easter-like. The record is from RefSeq and is a predicted model, not a curated record. NCBI's taxonomy places the organism in Eukaryota, Metazoa, Arthropoda, Insecta, Diptera, Drosophilidae.